Pristis pectinata (smalltooth sawfish) is the source of this 9433-nucleotide messenger RNA. RefSeq names its product guanine nucleotide-binding protein G(I)/G(S)/G(O) subunit gamma-7-like. Bases 542 to 745 code for a protein of 67 amino acids. The record is from RefSeq and is a predicted model, not a curated record. The transcript has 5 exons. Gene Ontology annotation, molecular function: G-protein beta-subunit binding. Gene Ontology annotation, cellular component: heterotrimeric G-protein complex. Gene Ontology annotation, biological process: G protein-coupled receptor signaling pathway. Lineage: Eukaryota; Metazoa; Chordata; Chondrichthyes; Rhinopristiformes; Pristidae.
UCCAUCUCUGUACCCUCUCUCUCCCUUCCCCUUUAGCUUUCAAUCUCACUCUUGUCUUCCUUCCAUCCUUGUAUCUUUCCCAUCUUGUCUCCCCCGCAUCAGAAUUCUCCUCCCCUGUAUCUCUCUACCCCCUCUCUGUAUUUCUCUCCCUGUCUCUUUCCCUCCCCCAGUAUCUCUCUCCUGCUGACGUCUGCCUGCUGACUCUCCCCUCCGCUCUCUCCCUCUGCCCUUCUCUCCGCCUCUCUCUCUCUCUCUCUCUCUCUCUUUCUCGGUGCUGCCGCCUCGCUUCAUUCGCCUCCUCGGCUGCCGGAGCCGGUGCCGGGCUCGCCGCCCGCUCUCCAUCACUCGCCGCCACCGCCUCCUACUCCAGCUCGCCGCCUCCGCUCGCUCCGCGGCCCCAGAUUUUGGACUGAGAAGGAAGAUAAACCUUUGCUCAGACUAUUGCCAAACUUUGAUCUGCAACUGGCUCCUGGCAGACUGGAGAGCAUUUUCCCUGAAAACAAAAGAGAGAGAAAAUUGGCUUGCUGAAUAAACAGUAACAAUGUCAACGAACAACAUAGCUCAGGCAAGGAAAAUGGUGGAACAGUUGAGGAUUGAAGCUGGUAUUGAAAGAAUCAAGGUUUCAAAGGCAGCUGUAGAUUUGAUGAACUACUGUGAGCAGCAUGCACGGAAUGACCCAUUGCUCGUCGGAGUUCCAGCCUCUGAAAAUCCCUUCAAGGAUAAAAAACCAUGCACCAUCCUAUAGCUGCUGCCAGCCAUCCUUUCGCAAACUGACCACAGCAUCAGAAGACCUGCCAAGAAUUUCUAUUGGUAAUCAGACCUUGAGAAGCAGUGCAGCUUCUGAAAUACAGGCCUGCUGUGGAAAUGUGUUUUUAAAAAAGGAAAAAAUAUUGGAUUCUGUUUGUUUGUUAGCUAAGCAUGUUUCUCGAAAUGAAGGAAAGAAGAUAUGAUGGGGAAGAGCAAUGAAAAAGAAUUGCUAUUUUGGACUUUUAUGGUAGAUUUUCUGAUUGUAAUAUUUAGGUUUAAAAAAACUAACUCAGCAAGGAUAAUACCUUUGCCUAAAAAUUCUAUAAAAAUGAAAAGUGUAUGUGUAAGGAGUAUACAUUUGGAGGGUGAUAAUACAGUUUGGGCAAUAACAUAUUAGAUGAAGAGAAGCAAUUGAAUGCUUCCAUUGCAUUUUUAAAUGUCACAUUGUUCAUCUUUAUUGUCAUUUGCAACUGUGCUGGUAUAAAAGAGUAGUUUUCCUUCCCCUGCCUUUUAAAUUCCAUAUUUACACUACCAAAGUACUGGCCAAGGGAAAACAAUGUAAAUAACAAAUGUUUUAUCCAUUCAUUCUUCAUCUGUUUUCCUUAGAAAGACCUGGUGGUUCUGAAGUAACCAAAAAAACUCUUGUACUAUCAGAUGAUUCACAUUUAUCUGUGGUGAACGGUAUUACAUAUAAUUGCAAAUCUUGUGUUCUGCAGAUGCAAAUAUUUCAUUCCCUUGAAAAAUGACUCCAUAAGUCCCAUUAAAUAUCACUCAAGCAUUCAUGCCAUGAAUGUGGAUAUUGGCAACUUGUGCUUUCUGGCCAUUGGAACAUUUAUUUUUUUCCUCACUUUAAAGGAACAAGUUAUUCAACAAGGCCAAGCUUAACACUUAAGAGUGUAUGCACACCCUGUGUUAAGCUUCAAUACUAAACUGUAUUAUAGCUCAUCAUAAAAGUUUUAACUAAUUAUAUAUUGUUAAUUUAUAACUCAUGAAAUCAUGCUUAUUGAAUUUUUAUUUGAAGCUAAAGUUCUAAUCCAUUAUUUGCAGUAUAUUACUCCUACCAACGGUAUUCACUUGCUAUGUAAAGAAUCUGUUCAGUGGCAUAUCAACAGCUAGGGAUUGGGAAGACUUCUGGAAAUGUCAGUUAAAAACUAAAACAAAGAUUAGGUAGCAAAUGUUUGACCAUGUGACAAAUGAGCUACAGCCUUUCAUGUGUCCUUGUUCAUUAGAGCAAACCUCCUAAGGAAUGUAAAUUGUAGUCGUGUGCCAAAAACCAUGAAAAUGCCAAGUGAUUUAUGUCAUAGAGAAGUGCUAGAAUUCUUUAGAAACCACAAGUUUUUAAAUAUAAAAAAAUUGUCUUGGAAGAUAAGUUCUAAAAACACUUGUCAAGAUUUUUUCUGUUUUAACAUAUUUAAGCAGAUUGCAUGCACAUUGUUCUUUCAGCUGCCUUGUGUUGUUGCCUUUUUACUCUCAGAUGUUAAGUGUUAGUUAAGCUUGCCAUAAUUAUGAUUAACAUUUUUUUAAGAACCAUAUUGACUUAACUAAAUCAUCUCAUAAAUGUCACAAGUUACUCUGUGACAAAAUGCUUCUUAUAUACAUCUUAGUACCUAGUAAUUAAUUUUUUGCAUUAAAUUCAAACCAUUUGAAAUCACAGUUAUGUAAAAGAAAAUUCUUGAAGGCUGUUCUUUUGUUAACUAGAAGCAGAAUUGUAUGGUUUAUGAUGAGUGGUAGAUUUCUGUGACACAUGAUAAUCUUGCAGUGACAUCCCAAUGCUGCCACCUUUGCUUCUCUCCUCUUUUAACUCUUUGUGGUAUUUUUUACAGUGCCUUUUUUAUUUUGGGAAAAUACAACAGAAAAGCCUUUGUUAUCCUAUGUUAGCUUUAAGCUUACAGUAUUUUCUUUAUAUUGCCAAAUCAAGGAUCCAUACCUUAAAAAAACACCAAACUAGCUUGAAAUUUGAAUGUUAGUUAAUUAAUUUCACAAGGUUAUUGAGUGAGGUUUUUCCCAAAUUCCUCUACAUUGACAUUUGAAUUUAAACAAAAUUGUCAUCUAUAUAUGUUCCCAGUUUAGUGAUUGCAGAUUUGCAUCAUUGCACUUCCAUUCAAAAUAAUCUUGUACAUACAGACUUUUGGCUUACCUUUCCAUGAACAUAAGUUGACUGGAAGGUUGAAAAUAAUUGGAAUUGUACAUUGAUGCUGUGACAUACAGUGCCAUAGGACGAUAGGUCUCAACCUUGAACCUCAUGAGUUCUGAUGCAACCUCAAAUUUAAAGUGGUUUGCCAAAAAGGUUCUAUAUAGAUGACCGAUUCUUUCCUAAGAAAUCUAGAGGUAAAGAUUUACAAGUCAUUGCCAAACUUCUCUCACAGGCUGUAAUAAAAUAGGCCUAGGAGCAGGUCACCUCACCUCCCUUUUGUACAGUAAACCAUACAGUGCAUAGGCCAAUAAAAUAGUUCAGAAAAUAUUCUUUUCACUGUCUUACCACUAUCUUUCCAAAAUGGAGUUUGUAAAGUAAAAUAUAACACUAGCAAGAUAGGUUAUCACCCUCACUCAAGGACAUUCCUUUGCUUCAUUAAAGCUCAUCCAGAAAUGUUCACCUGAUGUUCCUUGACUUUCUGGAACAAUUCCGUGGCAAAAUUUGGUGGGAUUAUAUUUUCCCUUCAGCUUUCAUCAUUUUCUCCUAAUUUUUCUUACUCUUUGUGAGUACAUUAUGGCGUUUCCACCUUGCCCUAGUUUAGCUAGCUGGGUGAUGGCAUUACAAUCACACCAGAAGUGCCAUUACAAACUACGAAUGACAAGAUCUUUGUGAUGGGAAAAUUAGGUAGUUAUAAUGUUGGAGGAAAAUGUAUCAUUAAAUGUAUUGACUUUUACACUAAGAUUUAUAGAAUUCAAUUAAAUUGUUGCCCAAGCAUAAAUUCCCACUUUCUCUCAAUGCUGUUUAAUUCUCGUGCAAGUUUUUAAAUCCAAGAUGAGAAUAAUUUAGAAACCAAAUGGGCAACUUGGUCUACUGUGAACAUUGCAGUGUUAGAUGAAUUAGACUUUUGCACUCAACUCAUCCUUCAGAAAAUCUAACUGACACUUAUUUGAUAAUUCUAGACAAUGUUCUGUCAAUCUUGUUAAACUGAGUUUACCAUAACUUUAUGCAUCACUUUCGUGCUCCUCCAAAAGAAUGGGGAUGGGAAUAAGUUUACAUUACUUGUGAAUGUAUUUGGGAAACAUCUUACAGUUUAUGAGUUCCUGAUCCCAGACAUAUGGCAUGUUGUUACAAUAUUCUAGGAAAUUAUCCAUAGAGUUUGUUUCUGACAGGUCAUCUGACCUUAAUAACGGUUUGUGCUACCAUGUUAUCAGCAGUAUUGAUACCAAUGUAUUAGAUAAUAUUACUGAAUCACACUUUCCCAGUACCACUUAUUGUGGAAUACCAAUCCCCACCUGUCGGGCAGAAGCUUCUCUUCACUGUUAAAACACCAUUAGAAAUGUCCUUCAAUGGGCAUCAUGGUCAUCAGUUAAUGUAAAAUGUGUGGAGAACAAAUUUUGCAUUAACUUUAUAAAGAGAGGAAACAGUUACUGGAUCUUUCAACAGCUUAAAAGAUCCAAGAUUGCAGACAAACAGUUGAUUAGUCAACGAAAGAGAAAAAAGAUCUUGAAUUCAUAGAGUAUCUUUCAGGACGUCAGGAUGUGCCAAAGCGUUUUACAGUCAACAAAAUACUUUCAGAGGUUUGAAGUGUAGUUGCUGUUGUAAAGUAAGGAUAUGCAACUGCCAAUUUGUGAUUACCUGUGAGAUAAUGGCAAAUAAUUGCUUUUUUGUGCUACUGGUUGAGGGAUAAAUAUUGAGCAACAAAGAGGAGAACUCAACUGCCCUUCUUGAAAUAAUGGCAUGGGGUCUUUUAUAUCUACCUUAAGAGGGCAGAUGUUGUUUUCAUAUAACAUCUCAUCUGAAAAGCAGCACUUAUAACAGCGCAGCACUCCCUCAGUAUUGCACUGAAAUAUUAGCCGAGAUGACAGUCUCUGGACUGAAGCUUGAAUUUGGUACCUUCUGACUCAGAAAUGAGAGUGCUACUUCUCAGCCAAGACUGACAGAGCAAACUAAUAAGAGGUCUUUCGUCUUCAGAUGAGUAUUAUCCAGGACCCUGUUCUUGUUGGAUCUCAGGAUUCUAGCCACUAGCAGUUUGUGGAAGUCUCCUGAAGUUAGAUAUUUUUCUCCAAAAAAUAGAAACCUUGUUUCAUACUGAAUUAUUUAUCCUCAAUGACUGUCGAUCAGUAACCUGGAUCUCUCACACUCGGGUGUUAGCCCAAUAAUAUCUUCAUGUCAUUGCACUCAAGUUUUCUUUUGUUAGUGCAAAGCAGAAAAGAUCCAGUAUUUGGUGCUCUGAAUUAUCUGUUGAUUUGACAAUCUGCUCACUACCUUCUCUCCUGUUGUGCCUUUAGGGACUUUCUAAAUUUACAUUGAAAUCAGUUCUGUCAGCAGUCAGUCAACAGUGUCUGUUUUUCAUCAAAAUGUCAGCAUUUAAGAAUAUCUUAAACCCACCCAUUCAACAUUUUAUAAAAGCCUCUUCCCCAUAUUAAAUAAAUCUAAACUUGAUGAAAUCUAACCUGCAUGAAAUAUAAACUUUACAUUGUUCAAUAUCAGAUCAAUGAUCAAAUUUGAUACUGAGAAUUCUGUGGAAUGGAGCAUUGCAUCUUGCCUUCACAAUGGUGAAAUUCUUAAACAACCACGAACUCUGGUUAUUUCAACCCUACACCAAUUUUAUGGGUUUAUUAUUCUUUAUCUGAACUCUGAACUUUACUCCUCUGACUCCAUAGAAGUUGCUUCCUUGAUCCAUUCACAACAGAGAGGGAUAGAAAGCAAAAAAAGUUCAUAAACUAAAUGUUCCCGUCACUCAGUUUUGGCCUAUUAGAUCUCCUUGGCAGAAUUCCUGGUUGCUAUGUUUUAUCCACUAACAGUUGCUCCCUCUUCCUGAGGCACUGAUGCAAUCCAAAGGAAAUCCACCAGACUAAUUCCUUAGAUGAAAGGGUUGUCCUAUCAAGAGAGGCUAUAUAGAUUGGAUCUGUGUGCCUUGGAGUUAAGAAGAAUGAGGCUGACAUUAUUUAAACAUUCAAGUUCCUAAGGGGGCUUGACAGGUAAAUGUGGAGAUGUUUUCGCUGUCACAAACAAGGGGACAUAGCUACAAAAUGAGGGGCAAGUCAUUUAAAACUGAGGUGCAUAGAUUUUUUUUUGCUCAGAGAGUAGUGUAUCUCUUGGAUUCUCUGCUCCCAAGAGUGGUGGAGGCCAGAUCAUUAGAUACAUUUAGGUAGCAAUAGAUAAAUAUUUGAAAGAUUGAAGAGUUGAGGAUUAUGGGGAACUGGCACAGAAGGGGAGUUGAGGCCUGCAUAGAUCAGCCAUCAUCACAUUGAAUGGUGGGCAGGCUUGAAGGGCCUGGUGACCUUCUCCUGUGCCUAUUUUCUUGUGAUCUCUUAUUUCCAGUGGCAUCUAGUUUCAUUAGAUAAAGUACUUGUGAACUUAUUUGUAUAGUUAUGUAAGUACUCUCCAUUAGCACAAAAAUAACCUUGUUGAUCGAACCACAUUAAGACAUUCAGUUUUAGAAGUAAUUGCAACUUUAUUUUCUCAUUUCAAAUGCUUUCGUUGUUACAUACUACCAGGUCACCUGAGAUGGUAAAUCCUUACCAAAAUGACUAUGAUGAAAUUGGUGAAAACCAGAACUACUGACAUGAAAAUACUAACAGAACUGGUUUCCAAUGCCAGUUAAGGCAGCAAAUCGUCUUUAUUGCUGGCCCACCAUUUUGGGAAUCUUCCCACGUGAAAGGCCUGGCUCUAGCCUCUGCAUUAGGUACUUCAGCAUAACCCACUUAACUCUCUUUCUUCCUCAGUGGCUUUAUUUAGUUCCUUAGUGCUUAGUAUUAUAAAUAAUGAACAUAGAUUGUACAGGCUUGGUGAAGUAGGCGUUCAGUGUUUAAUUUUCUUCUCAUCUUUAUGGUUUAAACUUAACGUGUAUGUCUGCAUGAGCACAACUCUGAAAAAGAAACAGGUCAACUAAAUCACGUAUUGACAAAGGGGUAAAUUCAUUUAACUGUUGAAUGUUAGACUGGAUGCUCAUGGUUCUCUCUGGUUCAUUUUCUGGCCAGUAGUUUGUAAUAAGGGGAAAAAAGUACAAGCUCUUUCAAAGCAUCCUUUAUUUGAGGAACCUGACAAUGAAGGUGAGGCACUACGUUCAGAAACUUUCAAUAAAAACAAGACAAUUUUGAUCAUUUAAUUUUACAAUGCAGAAGGCAUGAUGGAGCUUUGCAUGUUCAGUUAGAAUCACCAUCCCACUCCUAACCAGCACUGAAAGUCAACAAGGGUACUGGCUGGCUAGAUUUUGCCCAGCUUCCUGGAGGAAUCACCCUAAGACCAAGGUUAACCCUCUCUAAAUAAUCUUUCAUUUUAUUGCUUUAAAGUGAUGUCAUAAUAAUGGUACCUAGAGAUUAGUAGGAUGAAAUCCAACCAUCCGAAUGGAGGGACAACAGUAUGGAGACAGAACAAUAGACAAAAGGGUUAUGAUUAUAACAAGCUUACUUUGCAUUUUAAUACUCUUCCAAAAGCUUAGGUCCAGUACCUAUGGUCAAGGAUCAGGCCAUUAUCAUCGGUCACUGGUGUAGCUGUAGGCUCUAGUAACUGCAGCAGAUGCAACGCAUCUGGAUUUGCCAUCUAGCUCAGACUAGGUGUUUGCUAAAGAGGGUUUCCUGAGCUCGUAUGUUUGACUUCAGGCAAAAUAUCUUGGUAUUCAUUGCAGAAAACAAAAAAAAUGUAUGAUAGAUAAAUCUUGUUUUGAAAGUUUUAUUGAAGUGUUGCCUCCUAUGAAAAAUCUCAGAAAUUCCCCUCUGUUUACCUGCAGAGGGUAAUCAUUUGUACAAAUUAAUCUCAGAAAUUCCCCUCUGUUUACCUACAGAGGGUAAUCAUUUGUACAAAUUGAUGGGUGUAUCUAAAGUGAUCUUAAAGAUGCAUCAAUCUCUUUGAAAAAGCCAUGUUUUCAGCAUUGUAAGCAUUGUGCAUAACACAAUUAUCAGUAAGUUGUAUAAUAAGUUUAACUACUUACUACAGUGUAUCUUUCAGUUAAAUACUAUAUGCUUAAUAGCCUGAUGAACACAUUGUGUGAUAUUAUAAACAGUGACUUAGACUGUCUCUGCUGCUACUUGUGUAUAUUGCACACGGGAUAAUAUGUGUGCUGUUUUAGAAAGAUGAGAAGCUUUAGGGCCACUUUGUAGAUGUAAUGAAAUUUUGUUUUGCAUUUUGCUCACCCUCACAGCAGAUGCCACCAUGAUUUUGAGUCCCCUGCUUCAUUUCAAAUUGCCAGUUGAGCUUCAAGGUACCAAAAACCAUUGUGAUUCAGAAUGCCAGACUGAUGACUUGUGAUUGGGUCUGAGUAGACCCAGCACAUCUAAUUGUGAGGUGCUACUCUGGUGGAGGAUGGAGACCUUGGCACAGUGCCAGCCGUGCACCUCCAGGACCCUCAAAAUUAACAUGACAGCUGCCUUUGCCAAGUCUGUUUGAAGCUUGUAAAGUGCAAACUCCAACUUGUUCUAUUCAAAAACAGCAGUCGGUGUCUUGUUGUGAUCAUAGGAUUUCCACGUUGAAAGAAUCCGUUGCCUCCAACAGGCAGGCACUUUGGUCACCCAGUGGCUUCUUUUAAAAUGGAGCCAAUAACAACAUAACAGUAAUGCACCCAUGUUGGAGGCCCUACCUGCCAUCUCACACUUAAGAAAUUUCAUGUGUUUAAAAUCGUAUGCAGUAAUUCAAUCCACUGCUUCCCAGCCAGUGAAUAGGAGAAUAAGGGCCCUGAAUAUUCCAAGAAAAAAAAACUUUAUCCAAAUGCAUAUGUAGGGUCACGUGAGUCAUAAUUGUCCCAUACACAAGGCUGAUCUACACCACCAGUUAAGAAUUCUUAUCAAAUUAUGUGAACACAAAGCCAAGCACUGAGUGAAACAGCCUUUAAUCCAAGCCAUAUUUUAGCUUGGUUCUGAUGAACUUAAUACGAAUGAAAGUAUAUACAUAUAAUGUUCCUGAACUGACCAUAAUUGUAUUGCAUUAAUAAAACUGAGAAGAAUUUGUAGUGGAAGGAAAAAAGUUUCCAAAAUGGCAGCAGUUAUGUGUGUGCUUUCUGCAUACAAGCUCUCCUAAUGGCCUCUAGGUAGCUAAUGAUACAUCUGUGUUCUAACUAAAUUAUACUUACCAUUUACAUUACACAAAAUAAGAAACUGUGGUUUUUAGUGUUAAUUUUUUAUAGCGUAUCAAGCUAAAAGUCUUUUUACUUUGAGUAUUCACCUGUGUUGUGUAUUCUGAAUGCAUAUAUAAGAAUAUGUACAAAUAAAACACAAUUAGGAUAAGAUAAUUAUUUGUAAUCUGUAGUUGUGUACCUUGUAUUAAGCCCCUUACUGAAUGUACUUCGUAGCUUCUCUGUAUGUUAUUUGAUUGCUAUCAAAGCUAACAUUUAAGGGGUUAGAUUAUUGCAAAAUGUUUUCACCUUUUAUUCUAGCAGUGCUGUAUGAAUUGUGAAUCGUGCUUGCUAUCUUGAUAUCUCUGUUGCCCCCUUUUAAUUAUACUGUUAACACCCUUAUUGCACAAUGUUUCAAGUGUUGUACAAUUUUGAAGGAUGACUUGAUUGAACUCCAAAGCGUUCACACGUUAUUUUAAUAAAUUAGGUUUUUAAGAUACAUA